Messenger RNA from Linum trigynum, 1257 nucleotides. NCBI's taxonomy places the organism in Eukaryota, Viridiplantae, Streptophyta, Magnoliopsida, Malpighiales, Linaceae. The record is from the annotation of a GenBank genome assembly.
CAAUUUGCAAGGAAACACGUACUUGGAGCCCUCAAAUUUAAAAAUUUGGACAGUGGACUAGGCUCCAAGCACACAAACAGAUCUAAUGCAGUCAAAAGAGAAACAUCCCCCCCCCCACUUAAGAUCGACAUUGCCCUCAAUGGAGAAGAGGGAAAGAUAAGGGGAACGAUGUUACCGGUGUGCACGGACUACAUGAGACUGGAAGUGGGCCAGUCUGAGCGAAGAGGACUGGAGAGGGGACCAGUCAGGGACAAAUCAGAGCUAAAGGGAACAGAAGAACUCAACACAAUAUGUUAGGUCCAAUGGUCAGCCCAAUAAUACAUCAUCCAAAACAAAAGAAAACAAACCAAAACUAAACCAGUUUACAAUCCGACUAAAAAAAAAAGAAAUAAAUGAAAACCGUGGUGGGGUUGCCUCCCCACAAGCGCUUCUUUACCGUCUUUUAGCUGGACGCCAUGGUGGAUACUCAGUGGGGUGCAGGAGCAGGUGCCUCCAAGAGCAGAUCCACAUCGCUCUUGAGGUACAUCUUCAGAUGUGACCAUGCACCCGACGGGUGCGACCACCAGCAUUGGUCAGCUCGACCUGGCCAUCCGGCAAGAUGCAGGCGAGUGAGUACUCGGAUGGCCAGGGUGGUUGUGGUGCAGAAGGUGGAACCAUCUCAUAGUGGUCUCCACCUUUCUUCCGUGCAGGCUUAGCCACCUGCGGCUUCGACCGCCACUCCUCCUUGAGAUUUUUAUUGGGAAGUGAGGUUGUCGGGAGUGGCGGCGAAGGCGUGAGAGGGGGUCCUGCAAAACGAGAUGCACAGGGGGGGGGGUACACGACAGGCUCGUGUACCUGGUGAGAAAUAGCAUGCAUAGGUGUGACAGCAAGCAUAUCACCGUAGAAAAUGGCCAAGUGUAACCACUUCCUAGAGCGUAGUAUAGCGGGUUUGGGUUUUAUUGUCAACCCGGGUCCUAGAUGUGAUGACUACUCAGUGAAUUCUUAUUAUCUAGCAGUGAAACUUUAGUGCAGGUUCAAUUAAGCAAACAAGCAAAGCAAUUAAACGGUUGUUUUCAAGUCGAGAGAGGUCACCCGGAUAUGGUUCCCCCUAGACUACAGUCAAGCCGGAUUGCAAUUUACCAAGUUCAGUUUUAAUGAUAGUUAUACAGCGGGAGGUUCUUAAGCAGUCUGAAGUCUCGACUAAAGGUCUCCAAACCCUCUCAAUCUGAGUCCCCAGCGGGCGACUAACCUCCACCGGAGUAAACAGAUUGAGGCCCU